AUGGUAGUCCGCAGCUAUGAGUUAUUGAGUGUUGAGCGCACAGGCCACGUCGCUACGAUAACCUUGAAUAGGCCGGAGAAACUGAACGCCCUCAACCCCCCCUUGGUUGCCGAGUUUCACGCGGCCCUGGACGAAAUCGCAUCCGAGGAGGACAUAAGGGUCGUAAUUGUAACAGGAGCGGGCAGGGGAUUCUGCUCCGGAGCGGAUGUCAACCGGCAACUGGAAUCCCUGCAGGGAACGGCUGAUCCCGCCCCUGAAGGCCCCGGUAUCACGGCGCUGGCUCCGCACUUACAGCGUAUCCCGCAACCGGUGAUUGCUGCCAUAAACGGCGUUUCCGCAGGAGCGGGUUUUGGCGUGGCUCUGGCCUCUGAUAUCCGUAUCGCCUCUGAAGCAGCCAGGUUCUCCUGCAUCUUCGCUGCUCGGCAAGGGGCUGCCAUGGAAAUGGCCCUUACCGGCAGCAUCUACGACGCGCAGUGGGCGUUGGAGAAGGGGCUUGUAAACAAGGUUGUUCCGGCCGACAGGCUCUUGGACGCGGCUAUGGAGCUCGCACAGACCAUAGCGUCCAAUCCUCCGAUAUGCGUCCGCUCCAUAAAGCAACUCGUCCACGAGCACGACGGCGACAUUGAGAACGUCCUGCAUCUGGAGAGCGCCGCCAACGCUUCCGCCUACUGCAGCGAGGAUAGGCUGGAAGCCGUCAAGUCGUUCUUGGAGAAGAGGGAGCCGGUCUACAAGGGCAGAUAG
Molecule: messenger RNA, 741 nt
Organism: Geodia barretti
Lineage: Eukaryota; Metazoa; Porifera; Demospongiae; Tetractinellida; Geodiidae
Source: the annotation of a GenBank genome assembly